CACAUUGAAGCUGUUCUGGUGGCUCGGGGUGGCCCAACACCCUAUUAAGACACUGUUGGUUUUGCCUUUAUUUUGGUUGUUACCUGUAUUGCCCUGUGUAAUGCCAUGUUGACAGAUGCUUGGCUGAGAAGACCGUAGAUAGUUUAGUGUAGAUACUUAGUCUUAGGGAUGGCCUGUGAUGAGGUCACUUUUAUCCACUUUUUAUACMACCUGUUUAAACUGCAGGCACUGACUGACUAUAUAGAUAUACCCUAAGUACAAGUACAUAUAGCCUGGAUUUAAGAUCUUGUGCAAACUGGUUUCUGAUGGAAGCAAUUUCAUGUCUAGAUCAGGUUCCUCUGAUUUCUACUGUAUGUAUGGUCUUUGCGCUUCUACCUGUACUACGCUGGUAACAGCGAGAGUAACAUCCACAGUAAUCUGACUACAGUGACAUGCUGCAGUAAUGAGGGACCUGUAGGUUCGUGUGGCGUGUGGUCCGUUGCCUCUAUAGCAGCUYAUCUCUUACGUAAUCAUGGAAGACUGAGUUAGUUGGAUUGGUUCAUCAGGGUGUAUAUAUAAAAAAUUAACAAUUGAAGGUCCUUUAAAAUUCACAGCUUUUCCUUUCCUCAUUCACUCUCCAUCUCUACACCAAUGUUGUCCUCCCCCUCUCCACCAGAAGUCUCCCUAUACUAGUAGGCCUCUACUGACCGUUUCUCGUUCUCUCCCUAUGUGUGUAGACGUGCCRGCGCCGGAGCAGCCRGAGCUGUUCCUGAAGAAGCUGCAACAGUGCUGUACUGUUUUUGACUUCAUGGACACKCUGUCUGACCUAAAGAUGAAAGAGUACAAGCGCUCCACGCUCAACGAACUGGUGGACUAUGUCACCGUCAGCAGGGGCUACCUGACAGAACAGGCCUACCCGGAGGUUGUCAAAAUGGUGUCUUACAACAUAUUCCGSACCCUUCCGCCCACGGACAGUAAUGAGUUUGACCCAGAGGAGGAUGAACCCACACUCGAGGCCUCAUGGCCGCACUUACAGCUGGUGUAUGAGUUUUUCAUACGAUUCUUGGAGAGUCAAGAAUUCCAGCCCAGCAUUGCCAAAAAGUACAUAGACCAGAAAUUUUUUCUACAGCUCUUGGAGCUCUUUGACAGUGAGGACCCUCGAAGAGAUUACCUGAAAACAGUCUUACACAGAAUCUAUGGGAAAUUCCUGGGGCUGAGGGCUUUUAUACGAAAACAGAUAAAUAAUAUUUUUCUACGUUUUGUUUAUGAGACUGAGCACUUUAACGGGGUUGCUGAGUUGCUGGAGAUCUUGGGAAGCAUAAUCAAUGGUUUUGCCCUGCCGCUCAAAGCAGAGCACAAACAGUUUCUGGUCAAAGUGUUGAUCCCCCUCCACACUGUCAGGAGUCUGUCCCUCUUCCACGCACAGUUGGCGUAUUGCAUUGUACAGUUCCUAGAGAAAGACCCAGCGUUAACAGAACCAGUCAUCAGGGGCUUACUGAAGUUCUGGCCAAAAACCUGCAGUCAAAAAGAGGUUAUGUACCUGGGGGAGCUGGAGGAGAUCCUAGACGUGAUCGAGCCGACACAGUUCGUCAAGAUCCAGGAGCCGCUUUUCAAACAGAUCUCCAGAUGCGUAUCCAGCCCACACUUCCAGGUGGCAGAAAGGGRCCUGUACUACUGGAACAACGAGUACAUCAUGAGUCUGAUUGAGGAGAACUCCAGCYUUAUCUUACCCAUCAUGUUCGCCAGCCUGUACAGGAUCUCCAAAGAACACUGGAACCCCGCGAUAGUGGCGUUGGUGUACAACGUACUGAAAGCCUUCAUGGAGAUGAACAGUACCUUGUUUGAUGAGCUCACAGCUACUUACAAGUCAGACCGCCAGCGUGAGAAGAAGAAGGAGAAGGAGAGGGAGGAGCUUUGGAAGAAGUUAGAGGACCUGGAGCUGAAGAGGAGCCUUAGGCGUGACGGGAUAAUUCCCACUUAACGAAGCGCCUCCUCUCCCAUCCAUGUCCACCGGAGCACGCCCCGCGGAUCCUGUACGGCCAUCUGGAAUGGCCAUCUGGAAUGGCCAUCUGGAACGGCCAUCUGGAACGACCAUCUGGAACGGCAUGGAGCGACCGGGUUUUUUGUUGUUUUUUUCUGUAUUGUGCGACUUACUUUAUGGUAGAUUCACACGUUGUUUCAUUAUUUCAACAGCACUGUAAAUAACUUUUAUCCUUAAACUGCUAUUAUUGCAAAAUAAAAAUUGUUUCAAAAAAAAUUCUAACGCGAUAAGGAACUUGUGUGGGGGUAAAAAUAUUCUUUGGACAUUAAGACUUGAAAUGAACAGCAAAAAUAACAGAUUGUUUUAACUUCCCUCCUAUUUGAGAACCCCACCCACUCUCCUUGAAUAUCUCUCAUCUCUGGUUCUACUCUUUGCUCUUUCUCUCUUCUCUCUGUCCCUCUCACACUUUGGUGCUUCUGUACCUCUCUCCCUUUGUGGGACGUCCUGACUGAGUGAGAUACCUGGGAGGCCCCGCCCUGACCAAGAGGGCACCCCUUCUCWAUAAGGACCACCCUCUCACCCCUCCUGACCUGACUCAUGCUGAAGCUAUGCUGGUAUUAUAUUAUGGACCCAUUYGCCAUGAGGAAAUGAAUUUAACCCCUCYUCCCUCUCAACCCCUCCUCCAAGAGGCGAACAUGUUAAGGUCCUGUAUGUACAGGGACUAAAAUAAAAAAACAAGGGAAGAUCUCCAUACACACACUUACAUUCAUUCUCUCGCCCCAUUUUUCUCCCCACUUCCACAUUUGUUUCUUUUCACUUGUGUGUGUAUGUCUCCCCAAUGAUUGAUUGGUUUCUGUCAGUUCAGUUGUCUCUUUGGUUUUGUGGACUUUGACCCUGCAGUACCAGGUAGCCUGGUAUCAGUCUGGUACUGGUACCCUCCAGCCACACAGAAAAUAUGAAAAAUGUAAAAAAKCGAUUGCAAGCUAUAGAGGAGCACCAAACUKGCCUAUUGUGAAAAGGAGUGUCACUCCCAUGUGUGCUUUACACAGUAUUACAAACCUGUAUAUUGUUAUUAAACGCAGUACACUGAUA
Salvelinus sp. IW2-2015 is the source of this 3052-nucleotide messenger RNA. Its product is annotated as serine/threonine-protein phosphatase 2A 56 kDa regulatory subunit epsilon isoform-like. Lineage: Eukaryota; Metazoa; Chordata; Actinopteri; Salmoniformes; Salmonidae. Gene Ontology annotation, cellular component: protein phosphatase type 2A complex; nucleus; cytosol. Gene Ontology annotation, biological process: protein dephosphorylation; signal transduction. The record is from RefSeq and is a predicted model, not a curated record. Gene Ontology annotation, molecular function: protein phosphatase activator activity.